UACCACCACCAAAGGUCGAAUGCUUGGGUCGGAUACCACGACCGUGGUAAAAACACUAACUGCUAACACACAUACCGUGCGCGGGACAUAGUGCGUCAAGUAGCCAUACUAGCGUCGAGCUUGUUACUUGUACAAAAUGUGUAGAGCUUUGUACGACUGAUGUCACUCUGGCCUCCAGAAAUCGUUCAAAAUCGAUUGUAUUAUCAAAAUUAUAUCGAUCCGUUACAUCGUUUGCGUGUUUUUCACGGUCGUGAUCGGAUGGCAGAAUCGGAAUAUUGUUAUUUAAUAAUUACAUGGGUAUGUGAUAUCUCACUAAUACAUCUACAGUAGUAUUAUUACGAUCCACACGAUUGUAAUUUAUCUUUUUUGCUACAACGCUAUCAAUUGACGUUCAGAAAACGUACAAUACGUUUACUAGACUGUGACUGGUGACUAGUGUUUCUGCACUGUUCAGUGCUCAUACAACACAUCAUUUUGUUGACCGAAAACGUUUAUCCAAAAUGAGGCUGAUCGGCUAUAGGCUGGCAAAAAACCUGGAGAAAAUGGUCGAUUUCUACUCGCAGUUUAAUCCAUCAUCGUUAUCCAUUAAACAGUUCAUUGACUUUGGUUUAAAGGCAAAUGAACAAAAAUCAUAUCAAUUUUUAAAGAAAGAACUUCCAGUUCGUUUGGCUAAUAUUAUGAAAGAAAUUCACUUGCUGCCAGAUAAUCUGUUAAAAAUGCCAUCUGUGAAUUUAGUGAACAACUGGUAUGCACAAUCUUUCAAUGAAAUGAUUGAAUUUGAAGUUGAUGAUGGAUGCACGGAACAAACGUUAAAUAAAUUUUGUAAAAUAUUAGUAAAAAUUCGUAACCGUCAUUCAGAUGUUGUCCAAACAAUGGCACAAGGUGUUUUAGAGCUAAAAGAUUCACAUGAAAUUGAUUUGCAUACUGAAAACAGCAUCCAAUACUUUCUCGAUCGUUUCUAUAUGUCUCGAAUUGGUAUUCGUAUGCUGAUUAACCAGCAUACAUUAUUAUUUGGAGACCAUAUUAACAACAAUCACCAUCAUCAACAUAUUGGAUGUAUUGAUCCAUAUUGUGAUGUGAUAAGCGUUGUGAAAGAUGCUUACGAGAAUGCUAGAUUUUUGUGUGACCAAUAUUAUUUGACCUCGCCCGAAUUAGAAAUCUGUAAAAGUAUUGAUGCUGAUGAUGAGCCAAUAAAAAUUGUUUAUGUGCCAUCACAUUUGUAUCAUAUUUUAUUUGAAUUAUUCAAAAAUUCAAUGAGAGCUACUGUUGAGCAUCAUAAGACUGAUAUUUUGCCACCAUUGCAUGUAACAAUUGUAAAAGGAAAAGAAGAUGUCUGUGUUAAAGUGUCUGACCAAGGUGGUGGCAUUCCAAGGAGUUUGAGUGAACGUAUGUUUCACUACAUGUAUUCAACAGCUCCACAACCUUCAAAAUCAGAUGCACAUACAGUGCCAUUAGCAGGGUAUGGUUAUGGACUUCCUAUUUCUAGGCUUUACGCUAGAUAUUUGCACGGAGAUUUAGUCUUGUUAUCUUGUGAUGGGUUUGGUACCGAAGCCAUUAUUUACUUGAAAGCUUUAUCAAACGAAGCUAAUGAAUUGUUGCCAAUAUACAAUAAGAUGUCAACCAGGUUUUAUAAAAUAACUGAUCACACUAUUGACUGGAGAAGUACUUGCAAUCACACACCGAUCAGUCAGCAGCAGUUUACACAAACACAAUAAGUACAAACUGACCAUUUGAGAAGCUAUUUAGUCGCCAUUUAUAUACAAAAAUAAUACAAUAAUGGAAUUUUUUUUUUUGUUUUUAAUUUAUUUUAGUAAUUAAUUUUUUUAGAUAUUAGAAAUUGUAUCAUAAUUGGUAAAAAGGAAUUUUCUUAUACAUAAUUUCUCUACUCUCAUGAUAUUUUUGUAUUAGCUCAUUUAGUAAAUUAUAUUAUUGAGAGACUUAAUCAAGGUUAAAUUUCUUGGAUAUGGAAAAUUUGAAUUUAUUAUAUUAAUGGAACUUUGAACUAUAUUAUCAUUAUUAAUUUUCCAAUUAAUGGAUACAUUCUAAUUGUCUGUUUAAAAUUUUAAGGUGUCAAUCACAUUAAUUGUAUGAUUGAAAUAAAAAAAAACUGUUAGAUCGUUAAGCUCAUGGUUAUUAGAACGUAGUUACAAAAAAACACACUGAGAGUUAUUUGACUUGCAUAGAUUUAAUAUAGUAAACUAUGUGUUCUAGUUU
Molecule: messenger RNA, 2214 nt
Organism: Myzus persicae (green peach aphid)
Lineage: Eukaryota; Metazoa; Arthropoda; Insecta; Hemiptera; Aphididae
Gene: Pdk
Product: pyruvate dehydrogenase (acetyl-transferring) kinase, mitochondrial
Exons: 9
Coding region: 501-1715 (404 amino acids)
Biological process (GO): protein phosphorylation; regulation of glucose metabolic process
Cellular component (GO): mitochondrion
Molecular function (GO): pyruvate dehydrogenase (acetyl-transferring) kinase activity
Source: RefSeq, a predicted model, not a curated record